This is a messenger RNA of Hyalella azteca, 3087 nucleotides long. Its product is annotated as advillin-like. The record is from RefSeq and is a predicted model, not a curated record. Gene Ontology annotation, molecular function: phosphatidylinositol-4,5-bisphosphate binding; actin filament binding. Gene Ontology annotation, cellular component: cytoplasm; actin cytoskeleton. Lineage: Eukaryota; Metazoa; Arthropoda; Malacostraca; Amphipoda; Hyalellidae. Gene Ontology annotation, biological process: actin filament severing; cytoskeleton organization; barbed-end actin filament capping.
GCACGACCGGUGCGCGGCCCUCUGGAGGUGCACAUUCACUUCUGGCUGGGGUCGGAGGCCAGCACCGACGAGGCGGCGGUGGCAGCCAUCAAGAGUGUCGAGCUGGACACAGCGCUGGGUGGCAGUCCAGUCCAGCACAGGGAGACCGAGGGACAUGAGAGCGCCAGGUUCAAGGGCUACUUCAAGAAUGGCAUUCGGUUAAUGAAGGGCGGUGUGAAAGGUGGCCUGAGGAAGGUGACUGACGCCUACAAACCAACGCUCUUCCAAGUGAAAGGAAAGCGCCAGAUCGUCGUCAGGGAGCUGGCCAAGGUCGACUGGUCUGAGAUGAACGACGGCGAUGUUUUCGUGCUGGCAUCGAAGAACAUCGUGUUCGUAUGGACGGGCCGCUACAGCAACAACUCCGAGAAGCUCCAAGCGGCCAAGUUCGCAGGUCAGCUGAAGGCAGAGCGCGGGUGUUCAGGCUCCGUGGUGAUCCUCGAAGAAGGGCAAGAGAGCGCCUUGCAAGGGGCCGAGCGUGCUGCCUUUGAAGAACUCUUGCCUCUUCACAGCAAGAACGUCAAGUCGCACACCUCAGUGCCUCAGGACGAAGUCUUCGCUCGUCAGCUCGCCAGCGACCUGAAGUUGUACCGCUGCAGCGAUGAGAGUAAGACUCUUAAGAUCACCGAGGUGAAGACCGGCCCUCUCUUCCAGGAGGACCUCGUGUCAUAUAUAUGCCAGGACGCGUUCAUCAUCGACAACGGCACGAACGGAAUAUGGGUUUGGAUCGGCAAGAAAGCGUCGGCCAAGGAGCGCCAGGAAGCCAUGCGCAACGCGCUAGGAUUCGUGGCCAAGAAAGGCUACAGCCCCAACACACGUACCACACGCGUCAUUGAUGGCGGGGAACCGCAAGACUUCCAGAGUCUCUUCAAGAACUGGAAAGUCAAAUCGGAAACCAAGGUCACAGGCUUCAAACCCCAAAUCACGCGUCAAGCGUCGUUCGCCCAGCCCAUUUUCCAGGCCCAGACGCUACACGAGCGGCCUGACGUGGCCGCUGCCACGCAGAUGGUGGAUGAUGGCUCUGGCCAGAAAGAAAUAUGGCGAAUCAACAAGUUCAACCUGGAGCCUGUACCUGAGAACAAGUUCGGCGAGUUCUACAUGGGCGACUGCUACGUCAUCUUAUACGCCUACUCUGUGGGAACCAAGGAGAAUUACAUCGUCUAUCAUUGGCAGGGCCUACAUUCGACGGCGGACGAGCAAGGGACGGCAGCGGCGCGCGCGGUAGAGUUAGAUCAGAAGCUGCAGGGGCGCGGCCUACAUUCGACGGCGGACGAGCAAGGGACGGCAGCGGCGCGCGCGGUAGAGUUGGAUCAGAAGCUGCAGGGACGCGCUGUGCUGGUGCGCGUGGUGCAGGGCAUGGAGCCCUCGCACUUCAUGGCCAUAUUCAGGGGCAAGAUGGUCGUCUACGAAGGCGGGCACUCGUCGGGCUUCAAGAGUCUGAGUGAGCGAGAAGUGUCGCGUAAGUCCACCUACACGCUGCAAGUGCGAGGAACCACCAAGUUCAACACAAAGGCUGUCGAGGUGAUGAAUCCUACCAUCGUCAUGGAAGGUUCGUGCUACCUGCCUUCCUCAGAUCCUACCAUCGUCAUGGAAGGGCGAGAACCAGAAGAAUUUUGGAAGACGCUUGGCGGCAAGGAAGCUUACGCCAGCGUCAGCGCCCUCGCCAAAGGCAGCGACAACGACCACCCGCCACGCCUCUUCCACUGCUCCAACGCCUCCGGGGUCUUCACAGCACAAGAGGUGCUGAACUUCAGCCAAGGCGACCUGGUGGAGGACGACGUGAUGUUGCUCGACACGUGGGAGGCUGUCUUCAUCUGGCUGGGGGUGAACUGCAACAAGACUGAGCGGGUGACGUCACAGUCCCUGGCGGUAGAAUACAUCCUCACCGACCCCCGCGGGCGCUCCCCCGACACCCCCAUCGUGCUGGUCAAGCAGGGGUACGAGCCCCCCAACUUCACAGGGUUCUUCGGCGUGUGGGACAACGACCUUUGGAACAACAACAUGACGUACGAAGACAUCUGUGAGCGGCUGCAACAGUCGUCGCCGGGCUGCACGGUGCUGGUGACGCCUUCGCGGACGGUCGGCGACGAUGGACAGCCCAUCCGCAGGACCUAUCCUGUGGCCAUCCUGCGCAUCAAGGACGGCGAAAAACUUCCUGACGAUGUCGACCCUACCCGCAAGGAGGAUUACAUGAGCGACGACGACUUCCGCCGGGAAUUCGGCAUGGAGAGAGAAGCUUUCAACGGCCUUGCUGAAUGGAAGAGACAAAACCUCAAGAAGAAGUUAGGCUUCUAUUAGGCCAUUCUUUCUACCUAUAUCUCCGUAUAUGGAGCCUUAUUUCGGUUCAAAUGUUACCGCAGUCAUUCUUAUUAGCGAUUGAUGAGGCUGGCCUCGAGAAAAUAUUUACGCAUUUACUAUCCCUUUGCACGCACUGCCACGGGACAUUUUUAUGAGUGUCAGUUACCUUCGUUUGUCCCCUAAUAGCAAAACCUAAUUGGUUUGAUUAAAUUCGGAACAUAUUUAAAUUGGUCUCAACUUUAGGAAGGUGAUCUGAAUUGAUCAGCGCCUGCUUAACUUCGUUCCUCUGCAACAUUUAGAACUUUUCAGGAUUGAAACAUUUGACGACAGGAUUCUCGGAAAGUUGCCUAAAUGGACUUAUUUUUUGUCAAUAGAUCACAUUAGGUUGAAUUAGAUUUGAUACGUGAAAAUUUCGUGUGCCGGGGCGUCAUAAAUUUGAAAAUAUCUGUAAAAUUUAUUACGAAGGUCAUAUGUCUCAUUUCCUCAGCCUUUAAUUUAAUUCAAUUAAAAAAUUAUUGUGUGAAAUUAACUCUUUUCGUUUCACAACGUGAGACUAUCCUUUCAAAAACAAUUUUUUUUAAUUUAUGAGUUUGUGCAUAAGAUGUUGCUCGGUAUAACUUGAUGUACUAUAUUUCAAUGAAGUGAAAUCUUGUUAUUUCUAUAGAAAUUUUUAUUGUUGUGGUUGUAAGUGUCCUGACUAUUAAACGGUUAACUAGUCCAUUAUUGAUUGCUAAUUACAGGUGAAAUGUUAAA